AUGGCAUUCUUUGUCAAUCAUUUUCAUUUAUCCUUCUUCUUCCUCCUAAUUACUCGCUUAUCUUCAUUGCAAAUCCAUGCAAGAGACAGCCAAUUCUUCAACAAAAUCUCCACCAACAGCAAUUAUCAUAAUGGAAAAGAGACAAAAGUAGCAACUCCAAACAAAGACCAAGAGCCAAAUUUCAUACCUGAUGAGAAUGAAAAAGGCUAUGGUAUUUAUGAUCCAAACAUUAAUAGUCAUGAAAAAGAGUCGCGUCAACUUCCACAAGCUUCCACCAGUGCCAACACCAAUUUGGAACAAUCCUAUAAAUCUACCACCGCCAAUAACCUCAUUCCUAACAACAAGUACCUUCCAAAAAAUUACAACCCUGUGGCUUAUGUUACUGCCCCUCAGGACAACACUGAUGAUACCAACUUCAUAAAUAGUGAGUUCACCACCACCGAUAACAACCAAUACUAUAAUAAUGACAUUACUUAUGACAACAACGAUAACAUUAACAAUCAGUAUUAUAAUGGUGACAACAUUUACCACCACUACUACAGAGGUGACAGUACUUAUGACGACUAUGACAACAACAACAAUAAUCAGUACUAUAGCGGUAGCAGCAUCUAUAACGAUCAAUACAACAAUGGUGGCAGGGCCGCCUCCAAGGCCAUCAAUUCCAUUGAACCAUCCCUAAAUGGUGACAGUGGCGAUUACUACAACAACAACAACAAUAACAAUCAGCUGCAGGACUUGAGUGAAUCAAGGUUAAUGGACAAAGGCUACACCACCACCCCAACAACCACCAAUCCAACUAACACAAAAAAUUAUCCGUACAAGGACAUUGGAAAAAGUUACUACUACAACAAUCAAGAACAAAUUAACUAUUCCACUAACUAUAACCACUACAAUGGUGGCAAUGGUUACAGGGUGCAGCACCAGAGCAUGAGUUACACAUGGGAUCCAUAUGAAAAUUCAAGAGAAUUUGCAAACUCCUAUGCUAACAAUGAGUUAAGCAACUACAAUAACAAUUUUGUGAACUAUGAGAAUGAAGAUGAUCAGUUCCAAGAUGAAGAGCACAUGCCUUGA
Lycium ferocissimum is the source of this 1071-nucleotide messenger RNA. RefSeq lists its product as uncharacterized. The coding region runs from base 1 to 1071 and encodes 356 amino acids. The transcript has 2 exons. The record is from RefSeq and is a predicted model, not a curated record. Lineage: Eukaryota; Viridiplantae; Streptophyta; Magnoliopsida; Solanales; Solanaceae.